ACCAUAGUAACGUCUGGGACGCCAUGUCAGAAGAAGAUUUACUAGAGUUUACAGAUAUACCACCGGAAGACGAAGACAUAAGCGAAGACGAACAAGAUGAUACAAACCAAGAAGGAGAGAAUGAAGACGAGGAAGAGCUUCCGCCGAGUCCACUGACAAAGGAACAUGUGAAAGAGGGUCUCUCUCUUUUGUGUAAAACAGGAAACGGUCUUCAACACGCCUACGUGCGACUAGACGUUCACGACAAGCAGGUGACUGAAGUGACGAUUCUUAAUUGCUUUGUUCACAUCAGAUAUCUGGACAUCUCAGAGAACCAGUUGAGUGACAUCUCUCCUCUUAACAACUUGACUCAUCUCUUGACUUUGAAAGCAGACAAUAACUUGCUGAUGUCUGCAGAACUCAAUGAGCUGCCAUUUCUUCAGCAAGCAAGCUUUGCUCACAAUAGAAUAGCAACUACAAAAGGCAUUCGGCAUCCACUGCUUGAAUCUCUCAAUCUUUCAUUUAACAAGCUGACAGAUGCAAGUGAUUUGAAGUCAGACGAGCUGCCCAACCUUCAUCUUCUUGAACUUCGAGGAAACAGAUUGACGAGCACAUCGUCUGUGCAAGUUACCAGCUUGAAGAAACUUUAUCUGGCUGCCAAUGCUAUCGAGAAGGUGGAAGGUUUGGAGCAGUUGAGUCGUCUUGAUAGUCUUCACUUGAGAGACAACUUAGUUGGUCAGUUGGAUGGGUUUUCUGAAUCUAUGGCUGCGUUGCAGUAUCUUAAUAUCAGGUCUAAUACUCUUAACGAUAUGCAGGAAAUAAACAAAUUGAAAUCUUUGCCUCUACUAAGAGCACUUGUUCUCGAAGGUAACCCAGUGUUUGAAAACAGUGAUUAUAGAAUUGAGGUUCUUGUUGCUGUUCGUCGCCUGGAGAGACUAGACAAAGACGAGUUUACAGACGAGGAAAGAGGAGAAGCAGAAGAGUUGUAUGAGCAAAGAAAGGCCCACGAAGAACAAACUGCUAAUCAACAGGAAACAGAAGAAGGGGAAACGUGACAAUGACAUUGUAUGUUGUCACUGUGAAGGAAGAAGAAUGUUAGUUAUAGGAUGGCUGCAGUCUUAAAUUAAAUACAUCAGUUGAUAUUAAUGUAAACACAUACCGACAUUAUCG
This is a messenger RNA of Corticium candelabrum, 1149 nucleotides long. Its product is annotated as leucine-rich repeat-containing protein 23-like. The record is from RefSeq and is a predicted model, not a curated record. Gene Ontology annotation, molecular function: protein binding. Lineage: Eukaryota; Metazoa; Porifera; Homoscleromorpha; Homosclerophorida; Plakinidae. Bases 24 to 1034 code for a protein of 336 amino acids. The transcript has 11 exons.